Glossina fuscipes is the source of this 1651-nucleotide messenger RNA. RefSeq names its product LIM domain-binding protein 3 (gene Zasp66). The transcript is spliced from 7 exons. Lineage: Eukaryota; Metazoa; Arthropoda; Insecta; Diptera; Glossinidae. Gene Ontology annotation, biological process: actin cytoskeleton organization; muscle structure development. The record is from RefSeq and is a predicted model, not a curated record. Gene Ontology annotation, molecular function: actin binding; muscle alpha-actinin binding. Gene Ontology annotation, cellular component: filamentous actin; adherens junction; stress fiber. The coding region runs from base 1 to 1047 and encodes 348 amino acids.
AUGAGAAAAUUCUAUAUGGAAAAACGACCAUCAUUUUGGAAAGUGCCUGAAUUUGGAUUGGAUAAGCAGCAGCAGGCAGUAACUGGUACAAUUAAAUCAGCCUUAAUUAAAACGCAUUUAAAACAACACAAUCGUAUACAAAAACAUGUCCGCUUUAAAGAUGGCUAUGAUAAGGAAAUGAAAGUACAAGUGGGCACACCGGCCUAUGGUGAGGUGUUGCGGGGUGAUAUCAUCGCAAAAAUUGGUGAAUAUGAUGCUCGCGAUCUUAGUCACGCUGAUGCUCAGACGCUAUUUCGUACAGCCGGCAAUGAAAUACGAAUUGUCGUACGCAGGGAUAAUAAGAUUGCCUACACUCAGGGUUUAAGUGGAGACAAUUCCGUUGCGAGUCCAGCGUUACUUUCUACAAGUCCCGAACAAAAUGCUCCACAUAGAUCACCAUCACCAUUUUUAAAUGGACCUGGUCAUUAUGAGCGUGCUCUACAGGUACCUGUAGAUACAUUGCCUCAUACAGUAUUUCCAAAACUGAAUCCGACCGGCGGUUAUGUUCCACCGGCUGAAGGCGGCAGUUUCUCCCCAAUGCCAACACGUGAUCAUCAGCAGGAAGUUGCUGAAGAGCAAGCGACCAUUGUUAAUCAACCCUACCGAACUACUCCGCUGGUAUUGCCCGGCGCCAAAGUUAAAAAGGAUGCUCCUACCACAGAAUCCUAUCUGAGACAUUAUCCGAAUCCGGCCGUGCGUGCCCCGCCCGGGCACGAUUAUCACGAUAGUGUGAUGAAACAACGUGUUGCUGAUACUAUGUUGCAUAAAGUUGUUGGUCCAGAUGCCGAUUCCGGACGAGUGUUCCAUAAGCAAUUCAAUUCACCCAUUGGUUUGUACUCAGAAAACAACAUUGAGAACACCAUACGUCAAACAGUUCCAAUUUUCAUCGAUUUAUCUUUCCUGGAGCAAAAAUAUAAAAUACUGGAGCAACAAAAGCAGAAAGAACUAGAAGAACAGCAAAAAAGAGAACAGCGUGGAAAGCAGCUGGAGCAACUGUAUCGUCAUUAAAAAAUCGAGUAGUAACAGCAAUAAUAAGCAAUAACUAGAAAAAAUCGAAAUUCAAAAACAAAGAAGAGAAUCAUAUAGAAAGCGAGACAUUUAACACACUUAACACGCAGUCAUCGUAAUCCUAAUUACCGUGUAACGCUAUUCUCAUUAUCAUUAAAAGAGCUUAUAAAAACUGUGGCUCUCUCAAUCAUAAACUCCUUACCACGCUCACACUUAAUUGUCGACUUGGAUUAUUAUGUCAACCCCAAUAUAUCUCAUUUUUCCUUAUCAUAUCAUUUCCAUUAAUUUAUCGUAACCGAAAAAAAAUUAAAAUAUUUCAAAAUAAAAUUGAUUAAGCUUUAAGAAGCUUUUAUGUCAUGCUACUGCUAACCAUGGUUUGUUGAUGGCACAAAAGUUCAUUUAAUUAUUUAUUUAUAAAUAUGUGCAUAAAUACAUGCUAAUUUAAUUAGGCGUAAGAUUGGUUGCAUAACAAAAAAUUUCAUUUAAAACAAUUCGAUAUCGUGCGUCAUUCAGAAUAAUUAUUUCCAAACGUUUAAUACUUAAAAUUCUAACGGAUUUUGUGCACAUCCUGUUUCUCUCUCUCUCUCUCUCUCUCUCUCUCUCU